Molecule: messenger RNA, 1404 nt
Organism: Malassezia restricta
Lineage: Eukaryota; Fungi; Basidiomycota; Malasseziomycetes; Malasseziales; Malasseziaceae
Product: chromatin modification-related protein
Exons: 1
Coding region: 1-1404 (467 amino acids)
Biological process (GO): regulation of transcription by RNA polymerase II
Cellular component (GO): SWI/SNF complex; NuA4 histone acetyltransferase complex
Molecular function (GO): chromatin binding
Source: RefSeq, a predicted model, not a curated record
AUGCCAGGUGUGUACGGUGGCGACGAGAUCAAUGCCGUUGUGCUGGAUCCUGGUGCGUCCGUCUUCCGUGGUGGAUGGGCCGGCGAAGAUGCACCGCGUGCGAUGUUCCCGACGCAUUAUGGCUGGCUGCCGAUGAGCGAGGAGGAGCGCGCGACAUACACCGCGCCGGAUAUGAAGCAGGAGUCGUCGCAGGGCGAUGUCACCAUGUCGGAGGCCCAACCCGCGCCACCACGAGGCGUCUCAUUUGAUGCAGCUCGCGGACGUAAGCGCUUUGUGGGAGACGUGGGUGUGUCGUACUGGCGUCGCGGUCUGGAAAUCGAUACACCCCUGGACGAGCAUGGCAUUGUCCAGGACUUUGAUGCCAUGCAGGCCCUUUCUCACCACGCCCUCGAUCUACUCUCGUCUGAGCCAACCGAAAAUCCACUCUUAUUCACUGAGCCUGCGACGAACCCACGGUCAGCGCGCGCCCGCACAGUGGAACUUGCCUUCGAGGGCCUGCAAGUGCCGGCCUUUUACCUGGCGAACCGCUCCGUGCUGAGUGCCUUUGCGUCUGGCCGACCUACGGCGCUGGUGGUGGAUAUAGGUGCGUCUCAGGUGUCUGCGAUUCCCGUGGUCGACGGCUUUGUCUUGCGAAAGGGCAUUCAUACCCAGCCCAACGGCGGCGAUGCCGUAUCACGGGCCCUACUGUGGGGCCUCACGAACGAGAUGGGCGACAAGAACCAGAGUGGCUGGCUGGCCGACAGCAUCGUGCCCCAGUACCUCGUAAAGAGCAAGCAGCCAUGUGAGCCUGGCAUGCCCGCCCAGGCCACAUUACGGGACGACCGCUUGCACGGCACGGCCCCCUCGUUCCGCAUGUACCACACGAUGGGCGUACUCAACGACCUGAAAGAGGCCGUAUGCCAGGUGCUCGAGGCACCUUGGGACGAGGCGCAGGCAGCUGCUCGUCCUACCAAGAUGUACGAGUUCCCUGACGGCUCGAACGAUGCGUAUGGCACGCUGCGCUUCAAGGCGCCUGAGGCCAUCCUUACACCGAGUCUGUACGCGGACAAGUCGCAGGUGCUGCCGACGCGCGACGCACCGUACAUGGGCCUCACGGACCUCGUCCUCCAGGCGACCAAGGAAGUCGACGUCGAUGCGCGCGCCAGCAUGUUUGGCAACAUUGUGUGUGUGGGUGGUGGCACGCUCCUCCCCGGCUUUUUGGACCGCCUGAGCUACGAACUCAGUGUCGCUGCACCAAGCCAGCGGAUCCGCAUCCACUCGCCAGGCAACUACACCGAGCGCCGCCACUCGACAUGGCUCGGCGGCAGCAUCUUGGCCAGUCUCGGCACGUUCCAUCAGCUAUGGAUCAGUAAACAGGAAUACGAGGAGCAUGGACAAGCCAUUGUCCACGUCCGUUGCAGGUAG